Messenger RNA from Vespa velutina, 3097 nucleotides. RefSeq names its product 3-ketoacyl-CoA thiolase, mitochondrial (gene yip2). The record is from RefSeq and is a predicted model, not a curated record. Gene Ontology annotation, molecular function: acetyl-CoA C-acetyltransferase activity. The transcript has 8 exons. Lineage: Eukaryota; Metazoa; Arthropoda; Insecta; Hymenoptera; Vespidae. The coding region runs from base 137 to 1336 and encodes 399 amino acids. Gene Ontology annotation, biological process: fatty acid beta-oxidation.
CCUCGAUGAUACACCGAAGUAAUAAAUACAUUUGAAGUAGUAAAAAUGGUCAGUACGUUUUGCGUUCACCAUUAGUAAACAAGUUUUAUAAUAAUUUUUUAUUUUUAAUUGUUAUUAUAUUAUAUCAUAUUGCAAAAUGUCGAUCAUUACAAAAGGUAUUUUCAUUAUUGCUGCAAAACGAACUCCAUUUGGAACAAUGGGUGGUGUUUUCGCAAACAAAACCGCAACCGAAUUGUCUGUUAUCGCAGCUAAUGCUGCCAUGCAAUCAGCAGCAAUAAAGCCGGAAAAAAUAGAUAGCGUUGUUUUCGGACAAGUAAUGACGUUAGCUGCUGCAGAUGGUGCCUUUUUACCACGUCAUGUUUUACUACAAACUGGUAUACCAUUGGAAAGGUCUGCUUUAGGAGUAAAUAGAUUAUGUGGUUCUGGAUUUCAAUCUAUCGUUAAUGCAGCUCAGAAUAUUCUAACAGGCGAAUCAAGAAUCGUUUUAGCCGGAGGUGCUGAGAAUAUGAGCCAAGUACCAUUCGUUGUCCGAGGCGUUCGUUUUGGAACAAUUUUAGGUCAGAAACAUGAAUUCGAGGAUGCUCUUUGGGCUGGAUUAUACGAUACUUAUUGUAAUUUACCUAUGGGUCUAACUGCGGAAAAGCUUGGAGAGAAAUAUAAUAUAACACGAGCAGAAGUUGAUGAAUUUUCUUUGAGGAGUCAACAAUUAUGGAAAGCUGCAAAUGAUGCUGGUCGUUUCAAAGAAGAACUUGCUCCAGUAACAGUGAAAGUUAAGAAACAAGAUGUAACAAUCUCCGUAGAUGAACACCCAAGACCUCAAACGACAAAAGAAAAUUUAACAAAACUGAAUCCUGUUUUUAAGAAGAAUGGUUUAGUCACCGCUGGUUCAGCAUCUGGUAUCUGUGAUGGUGCAGGAGCAUUGAUUCUUGCAAGCGAAGAAGUUGUCAAACAAGAAAAAUUGGUACCAUUGGCACGUUUGGUAGGAUACAGUAUCGCUGGUGUCGAUCCUAGUAUUAUGGGAAUUGGGCCAGUCCCAGCGAUACGUAAUUUGCUUAAAAUUACAGGUAAAACAUUGGAUGACAUUGAACUUGUUGAGAUUAACGAGGCUUUCAGUGCUCAAACUUUAGCUUGCGCCAAAGAACUCAAUUUAGAUAUGAACAAGUUAAAUGUGAAUGGUGGUGCAAUUGCGCUUGGUCAUCCAUUAGGCGCAUCAGGUAGUAGAAUUACUGCUCAUUUGGUACAUGAACUUAGGCGUAGAAAGGCUGGUAAAUUAGGUAUUGGUUCAGCGUGUAUCGGUGGAGGUCAAGGAAUAGCCGUUAUGAUAGAAUAUCUCUAAGCGAUUGAAUAUUUUUAUUUAUCUAUCAAUUUUUAAACAUUAUAAUUUAGCAAUUGAAAACUCGAAUGAAUGAAAACAGAUAUUUGUGAUAUAUUGGAAUUAUAUCUGUGUUUAUAUCUAUAUAUAUUUAUAUAUUUGUAUACUUACAAUAAUGGGAUCUUAAUCAGCUGUUGCAUUUUGUAGUACCGUGAAAAUGGAAUAAGACAUUCGUAAAAUCUAUAAUUCAGGAAUAAUUAAAUUUUUAUUAAAGAUUAAAAAUAGUUUAGCCCUUCGCAAUAUAAUUAUUUUAUUUAUUUUUUUUUUAUUUUUAUAUAUCACAUAUUUCACGUAUGUACAUUUUCCAUAUUACGAAAACAAUUUUUUAAUUAAAAUAAUUUUCUAUUUAUUUAUUUUAUUAAAUUAAAUAAAUUGUCACAUUAAAGAUAACGCAUGAAAUCUAGACAAAUAUGGUGAUAAUAGAUCAAUAGUAACGUCAUAAUGCAAAGGGCUAUCAGAAAGAUUAGAAUAAUUAAUUUGUAUAUUUUUGUAAAGGAUAUAAUUCAUCGAUAUACUUACGUUGACAAAAGUAUUUAACGAUAAAGUGAAGACCUUUCCAGCACUUAAAAUAAGAGGUCGAUGUGCUCUUAUUAUCAUUAUUUGUAAUGCACGUUUAAAAUGAUUACCAGCAUUCCACCAAUCAUUGGAAUAAGCUGCUGUGCUAACAUAUAUAUUCUGUAAUUAUUUAAGAAUUUAUAAAAAAUAAUUCGGAAUUAACAGCAAUAUUUAAUAAUAUAUAAUAAUACUUACAUGUAACUGUAAUUCAUUACCAUGCCAACAAUAUAUAAAAAUUUGAUAUGUCAUACAACACAUAUACAUGAGCAUACCAAAUAGAAUUGCUGGAAUAUAGAUUUUCAUCUGUAAUCGAUAAAUCAAUUUAAAUCGUCAGAUAUAAUAUUAAUCAUCAUUCAGAUAAAAUAAAAUAUUUAUAUACCUGUGAAAUGUUAAAAGCGAUCAAACAAAUGAUAAUGCAAUUGACAAAAAAUUGUAAAAGAAUCAUUGUACCAAAAAUAUUUUGUAUUUCGUUGGUGAAACUAUAUAUAUAUAUAUAUAAUAUAAAAAAGUAUUUGUUAGAUUAAUAAUUUCAAUUAAUAUGCUAUUUUAGAAAAAAUUCUAUUUUAAAUAAGUUAAGACAAACCUGAAUAUAACGUUAUUAUGAAUAAUACACCUUUUUAGCGUUUCAUAUGGAACAUCGUAACAAUUUUUUUCUUCGUUAAUUGUUUUUAUAUUACUUUUUUCUUCUCGUUCAUAAUUCUCUAUCGAAGCUACAGUCUGACUCAAUAUUGAAAGUUGACAACAUGCAACAGUGAUAAGACCAGUGACUAAAGUAUCCAUAGCUACAUUAUGGAAACAAGCAACGAAGAUUGCCACGGCCUGAUGCAAGGAAGUAAUUUCAAAAGCUGGUGUAACGGUCACGUUGUAAGGGUACCAACCUUCCAUUGGUAAUCUUCUUGAUCUUCCAGCAAUAAGAUCAGCAAUUGGUGUAAAACCCCAACAGAGCACUGCCACUGUACCAAAACUUUGAUAAGCUAUAUGAUGAAAAAUUCCUUUCCAAGUAUAUCGAGUCACUAUAUAUUCGUAUUUAAUAUUGUGUAGAACAAAUAUUUCAUUCUUCGUUAUAUCUAAAAGAUUUUGUAUACGUUUUUGCCGAUAAAGAAUUAUUACUAUCUAGAAUGAAUGAUAUAUAUAUUUUUUUUAAUUAUAAUUAUAUACUACAAUAUUGUA